Messenger RNA from Suricata suricatta (meerkat), 1580 nucleotides. RefSeq names its product PDZ and LIM domain 2 (gene PDLIM2). The record is from RefSeq and is a predicted model, not a curated record. Gene Ontology annotation, biological process: heart development; muscle structure development; actin cytoskeleton organization. The transcript has 10 exons. Gene Ontology annotation, molecular function: muscle alpha-actinin binding; actin binding. Lineage: Eukaryota; Metazoa; Chordata; Mammalia; Carnivora; Herpestidae. Gene Ontology annotation, cellular component: adherens junction; stress fiber; filamentous actin. Bases 94 to 1170 code for a protein of 358 amino acids.
GCGGCGGCGGGAGCGGCGGUGUCUCCGCACCUUUCCUCCUUCCCUUCCCUACCGGGCCUGGCCGCCCAGCCCGGAGAGUGAGAGAGCCAGAUAAUGGCACUAACAGUGGAUGUGGUGGGGCCAGGGCCCUGGGGCUUCCGGAUCACUGGGGGCAGGGAUUUCCACAAGCCUAUCAUGGUGACCAAGGUAACUGAGAGGAGCAAGGCUGAGGCUGCUGACCUCCGACCUGGAGACAUUAUCGUGGCCAUCAAUGGGGAGAGUGCUGAGGGUAUGCUUCAUGCUGAGGCCCAGAGCAAGAUCCGCCAGAGCCCCUCACCCCUGCGGCUGCAGCUAGACCGGUCUCGGGCUGCUUCCCCCCUGCAGACCAAUGGGGAAAGCUCUGUGGAAGGGCUGGCGACUCGCUUCCAGGGCUCCGUGAGGAUGCACACUGACAGCCAGUGCUCCCUGUGGUCUUCCUGCUCCAGCCCAGUCUUUUCCAGUCCCCAACCUGGCAGCCCCUUCUCUACCCUGCCCCCCACCAGCCCGCAGGCCCUCACUGGAGAGGCUGUUGUCAGCCAUAGUUUCCAGAGCCUGGCACAUUCCCCAGGACCGGCUACUGCUGACCGCUUUUCCUACGGGGGCCGCCCUGGAAGUCGAAUGGCCAGCCUCACCCAUGCAGGGGCUGGUGACUCGGCUGUGCUGGUGCUGCCGCCUUCCCCGGCUCCCUGCUCCUCCAGUCCCAGACUCAGUGUAGACUCCGAGGGGAGAAGCUGCCUUCUGGAAGAGGACUCAGAAGUCUAUAAGAUGCUGCAGGAAAAUCGUGAGGGGCGGGUGCCCCCCCGGCAGUCCAGCUCCUUUCGGCUCUUGCAGGAGGCCCUGGAGGCUGAAGAGAGAGGUGGCACGCCAGCCUUCCUGCCCAGCUCGCUGAGCCCCCAGUCCUCCCUGCCCACUUCCAGGGCCCUGGCCACCCCACCCAAGCUCCACACAUGUGAGAAGUGCAGCACCAGCAUUGUGAACCAAGUUGUGCGCAUCCAGGAGGGGCGGUACCGCCACCCAGGCUGCUACACCUGUGCGGACUGUGGGCUGAACCUGAAGAUGCGUGGGCACUUCUGGGUUGGAGAUGAGCUAUACUGUGAGAAGCAUGCCCGGCAGCGCUACUCCUUGCCCCCCACCCUCAGCUCCCACGCCUGAGUACCGGCUAGGCUCUCAGCCUGCCCUCAGUCACGUGGGCACCUCUGCAUCAGGACCAUGCCGAUAGCAAGUUGGCAUGGAAGGGUGGCGGUGGGUGGUGGGAGCCCUUCCUCCAGGCUGGGUGUGGCUGGAGCCCGGGAGCUGUGAUGGGCUGUGGAUGAGGACAGCCUCAGCAUCCCAGGCCUCGGCUGGACACUCACUUCUUCCUGUAGGACACGCUGUGCACCAAAGUGUGAAUUAUUCAGCUGAAUAAUUGCACAUUGAAUAAAUUUGUGCAACGGGGGUUAAGCAGAUUGGAAUACAGAGAUAAAUAUGUAGAAAGAGAGGGAUAGGUCAGAGGCUAGAGGUAUUCACUCUGUAAAGUUUUCAGCAUAUGAGGUCUAUAAAUAUAUACACAUGGAUGAAACAAA